Molecule: messenger RNA, 153 nt
Organism: Cetraspora pellucida
Lineage: Eukaryota; Fungi; Glomeromycota; Glomeromycetes; Diversisporales; Gigasporaceae
Source: the annotation of a GenBank genome assembly
UAAUAUUGAGACAAAUAAUAUUUUAAAGGCUUUUUCUAGUUUACCAAAAGGUUUGGAGCAAAAUGAUAUGUAUGAAUAUAAAGUAACUAAAACUGAAUAUCAUGAACUUAUUAAGAAUGUAAUCAAUAACUAUCAAGUUCCUGAUAUCAAACA